Molecule: messenger RNA, 2855 nt
Organism: Nymphaea colorata (pocket water lily)
Lineage: Eukaryota; Viridiplantae; Streptophyta; Magnoliopsida; Nymphaeales; Nymphaeaceae
Product: probable serine/threonine-protein kinase WNK9
Exons: 7
Coding region: 487-2547 (686 amino acids)
Biological process (GO): protein phosphorylation; intracellular signal transduction
Cellular component (GO): cytoplasm
Molecular function (GO): protein serine/threonine kinase activity; ATP binding
Source: RefSeq, a predicted model, not a curated record
GUCAACUGAAUUGAAGCUCCAACCCCUCUUUUAUGAAGCCAAAAAAAAAAAAAAAAAAAGAGCUUUCUGCUGAUCUCAGUAUUUUCACUAAAGUUUCUCUGUGAUUUUUUUCAUGGUGUAUAGGUGAGGCAGUUUCAUGGACAGCAAGGGAAGCGUUGCGUUUUUACUUUUUAUCACCAAUGUCUAAGAGAACCAACCUUUGAACCAACCUUGUCCUUCACUUGUCCUUAUUUGUUGUUAUCUGUCACCACAGAUAUAUGUAAUAAUAUAUUUUGUAGACCAUAUAUACUCAUUUGGCUUUCUUUACAGUUCUCUGUAGUUCCUUUGUCCUGCCAUGACUACUCCAUUGCAGCCGUGCCAUUUCCUUCAACCAUAGAUGUGGCUGUUCUUGUUGGUACCGUAGUUUUUUUUUCUUUUUCUCCAUCAGAGACAGACUCUCUGCAAUAAAUUUUGAUCUUUCCUUGGAAAUCCUAAAGGAGAGGCAGGAUGGUACAUCCUGAGGGUUUUGAUUGUGGGUCAGAGUUUGUGGAAUUUGAUCCUACUGGUAGAUAUGGCAGGUACAAUGAGAUUUUGGGAAAAGGGUCCUCCAAGAUCGUGUAUAGAGCUUUUGAUGAGCUUGAAGGAAUUGAAGUUGCGUGGAAUCAGGUGAAACUCUACGAUUUCUUGCAGAGUUCCGAGGACCUGGAGAGAUUGUACUGUGAGAUCCAUCUCUUGAAGACCCUCAAGCACAAGAACAUUAUGAAGUUCUAUGCUUCUUGGGUUGAUAUCGAAAAUAGGAACAUCAAUUUCGUAACGGAAAUGUUCACCUCUGGUACUCUUAGACAGUAUAGGCAAAAGCACAAGCGGGUUAGCAUUAGAGCAGUAAAGAAUUGGUGCAGACAGAUCCUGAAGGGACUGCUUUAUCUUCACAGUCUCGAUCCUCCUGUCAUCCACAGAGACCUCAAAUGCGACAACAUAUUUAUUAAUGGCAACCAAGGUGUAGUUAAAAUUGGAGAUUUGGGGUUGGCAGCCAUAUUGAAGAAAUCCCACGCUGCUCAUUGUGUUGGCACCCCAGAAUUCAUGGCGCCAGAAGUUUAUGCGGAAGCAUAUAAUGAACUGGUAGACAUAUACUCCUUUGGAAUGUGCAUCUUGGAAAUGGUAACUUUUGAGUAUCCAUAUAGUGAAUGCACUCAUCCUGCUCAGAUCUACAAAAAAGUCACCUCCGGGAAAAAACCAGCAUCUUUAUACAGAAUUACUGACACUGAAGUGAGGGAAUUCGUGGAGAAAUGCUUAGCGACAGCUUCACAAAGGCUUCCUGCUAGAGAGCUUCUAAAUGAUCCAUUUCUUCAGUUAGAUGAUUCUGGAGCAGAUUCGAGGGUUAUAGAGUACAGAGAACCAAUAGCAGAAAUUCCUCUUUGCCGUCUAUCUCUUCUGCCAUCUGAUCCAACCUGUAAGCAGUCUGAGAUCCCUAAUCACAUGGAGCAUGGAUGGGGCUAUGAACUUGACGAGCUAGGAUACGGUUGUGAUGCUCUUUUAGCUUAUGAUGAUGACAAUGACCAAAGUUCCGCAAAUUUGGGCAUUUCAAUCGAGGGAAAAAAGAGAGAUGAAGGCAUUUUUCUGAGACUUCGAAUUGCGGAUGCAGAAGGAAGUGUUCGGAAUAUUUAUUUCCCGUUUGAUGUUGAGAAUGACACUGCCCUAAGUGUUGCAGUGGAAAUGGUCACCGAACUUGAUUUAGGGGAUCAAGAUGUUACAAAAAUUGCAGAAAUGAUCGAUGGGGAGAUAGGAUCCUUGGUGGUUGACUGGAAACCAGGGUCUGGAAUUGAAGAAGCUCAUGAUUCCGAAUUUCAUAGUCACAAUAACAGUGUACCAAAGGAUCCAUCAAGUUGCUUGCCACAUGACCAUCCUCGAAAAGGACACCAUGCCCGCAAGCCUUCACAAACAUUUCACAGCUCCCGGCUUGAGUGUGCCUCCAUGCAUGGUAGAUUUGAAGAGGUCACCUACCAGGUUGAGGGAUCAGAGCACUCCAUUACAGAGGGCGCUCCUAUCUUUUCCGGCCAAUCUGAUGGUCUGCAGUUUACAGACAUUUGGGCUCAACAUGAAGGUUCGGAUAUUGUGGCAUCACUAAAAUCUGUUAAAUCAAGAGAGGUGUUCUCCAAAGAAGAAGGAUGCAGCAAAUUGGAUCGAAGAGAUCCUCAUGCCGACUUUUGUUCAGGAAAUCCUGUGGAAAACGACUGCUUGGAUGUGAGCAAUCAUUGCACUUCGGACUACUUCUGUCCUCCUAGUUGUUGUUCCUCGCCAGAGGACUUUCCUGAGGAAUCAAGCAUGCAAGAAUUAAGAGGGCUUGAAGCAAAGAAUCAAGGGGAAGUGAGGAAAAUAAAUCAGCAUCACUUUGGCUCCCGAACAGCUUCAGAUUCAUUACUGGCUACCAUGCACAGAAAAGAAACCGUCCGGGAACAUUUGGAAUUUCCAGAAAAGGCUUUCACAGCAAAGAAUUGCUACUCUGAUAUCAUGUUACCAGAUAACUUAUAUCGGAGGCAGUCUCUUCCAGUGGAUGCGGUUGAUAUCUAAAGUCAUCGGCCAUUGUAUGUCUCCCAUGGACGGCCUUUGUCUGUCUGCAAAUACAAUCACAUAUCUAGAUUUUUUAUUCCCUUAUUAACUCAUGGGAGGUAGAGGUUUGGCCAGGAAAAACAGCUAACUCCUGAAGGAGUUUUGCUUAUAUUUGCUGCCCCAUUCCUGGGCGCCUUUUCAUGAAACAAAUACAUGUAAUUGUCAGCUAUAAUUGCACCCCAUAAAAGAAGUAUCAGGUUCCAUGGUCAAAACCAUGUCAUUCAAACCAACAUUAUUGCAACUCAUUAAACUAAGUUGGUGUUGAAGCA